GACGCAGCCAAAUAAAUAAAUAAAUUUUAUAUAAUUAAUGAAUGAAUGAAAGAGAUUCAAUGGUUAAGAGUUUAAGACUGGCACAGUGCAGACCUUGGCUCUGCUAGUUUUGGGCAAGUCAACCUCUCCAAGGUCAGAUUCAUCUUCUGUAAAAGGGGAAAUGGUUCUGAUACAUUCCUCAUAGGCUUAUUGAAAGCAGUGCAUUUGCCAAUGUACAGGGCAUGCUCUGCACAACAUCUGGGGCGGGCUGGGUCCUCCGGAGGUUCUUAGUGGGAAGGAGAGGAGGCAUGUUUUGUGAGAACCUCUGCCAUCCCGCCACAGUUCUGUUAAACCCACCCCUCUCCUCCCAUGGAGGUGGGCGCAGAACUGGGCUUAAUAGGGGCAUGGUGGCCAGUUGCCUGGCCUAAGGUGGAGCUGGGGGCCAGGGCUGCCCGGCAGGACCAGGGACCAGAGGCAGGACGUGAAUUGAUUAGCAGGUGAAGGCCCUGCCAGCUGUGGCCACCAGGGGGCACCCCCGCCCCAGAGAUGGCCUGGCCCAGUCAGACACACCCACUCCUCAUCCGAAGAGACUCUGUUCUGGCCCGUCCUGGGGUAGAACAACGUUCUGUUGGGACAGAACAUGACAGUCUUGCGUGCAGUUGGUCAGACUUCCCCAGGCAGGCCCCAUGGCCUGUGGAAAACUCUCAGGCCCAAGGCAGAGGUCUGGAUUAUAACUCUGACUCUGCUACCCAUGACCUUGGGCAAGCCUCUUCCCUCACUGGCCCAGUUCACAGGGUUGGAACAGACUCCAAAGUCCCUUCCAGCGCUAAGAGUACGUGGUUCUCGGGUUUGAAGCCGGGUGGUUUCUUUUUGCUCACCCUAGCGCUUCUCCACUCAGGGCAGCACACACAUGCCCGCUGGCAGUGAACCUGGCCAGGGAAGCCACCUGUCCCAGACCCUCAACUCCAAAGCACUGCGACACUAGGGGGGAGGGGUAGUGCGGGCGGGUUGGGGUGGGGUGUGGGGAGGAGGAAGGGCAAGGUCAGGUGAACCUGAACCGAGAGCCUCAAUGGGUCUUGCUUCAUUCGGGACAGACAUCCGGUUUCCUCUGGUCUCUGCCAGGAUUCCGGGGGCUUAAAGGAAUGAGUCAUGGGGGGGAUUGGGGAGUUCCCAGCUAAUCAGUUCGGGACAGGAACCAGGGUGAUGCCUCUCAACAUGUGCGGUGGGGACAGGAGGCAAGACCCCAGUGUUCCUAUCUCAGGCCCCUGGCCCCUCAAGAGGGCACUCAGAGAGGCAGUCUCUGGGAAUUGGGGGGGAUAGAAAUAGGGCAACUGGUUUCUUCCUUCUCAGAAUUGGGGGCCUAGGGAGCAGGUGGCUUGAGAAUCCCAAGGGAGAGUGGCAAAUGGGGCUGACCCAGGAGAUGUGCCAGGGGAGGGUGGGAGGGAGGGCCCCAAGGCCUAGGCCUGCCUCUUCCCCGGGGUCGACCUGACUCCAGCCUCCCUGGCUUUUAUCAUUGGCUCAGCUUUGGUUCAGCGGUUCAGUUCAAACACUCUGGGGCAAUUCAGACCUGGGUGGGGCUGAGGGGAGGAAGGGAGUUUGAGGGGGGCAAGACGUCAAAGAAGAAUCAGAGAUUCCACAAUUUCACAAAACUUUCGCAAACACUUUUUUUUGUCCCAACCCCCCUGCAUUGUCCUGGACACCAAAUUUGCAUAAAUCUUGGGAAGUUAUUACUAAGCCUUAGUCGCAGCACCAGGUAAUUUCCUCCCAGGCCUCCAUGGGCUUGUGUAUAAAGGCCCCUGGACCUGGUCCCUGACAGAACCCAGAACCUACAGACCCAUCCAGACCCCCGGCUGAACCUGCUGCCCAGAGCCCCAUGAAGCUGAUGGCCCUGCAGCUGCUGCUCUGGCACAGCGCACUCUUGACGGUGCAAGAAGCCACACCCCUCGGCCCUGCCAGCUCCCUGCCCCAGAGCUUCCUGCUUAAGUGCUUAGAGCAAGUGAGGAAAAUCCAGGCUGAUGGCGCUGAGCUGCAGGAGAGGCUGUGCACCACCCACAAGCUGUGCCACCCUGAGGAGCUGGUGCUGCUUGGGCACUCUCUGGGCAUCCCCCAGGCUUCCCUGAGUAGCUGCUCCAGCCAGACCCUGCAGCUGACAGCCUGCCUGAGCCAACUGCACGGCGGCCUCUUCCUCUACCAGGGCCUCCUGCAGGCCCUGGCGGGGAUCUCCCCAGAGUUGGCCCCCACCUUGGACAUACUGCAGCUGGACGUCACCGACUUUGCCACCAACAUCUGGCUGCAGAUGGAAGACCUGGGGGUGGCCCCUGCCGUGCAGCCCACCCAGGGCCCCAUGCCGACCUUCACCUCAGCUUUCCAGCGCCGGGCAGGAGGGGUCCUGGUUGCUUCCAAGCUGCAGAGCUUCCUGGAGCUCGCGUACCGUGUCCUGCGCUACCUGGCCGAGCCCUGAGCAAAGCCCUCCCCAUCCAGUGUAUUUAUCUCUAUUUAAUAUUUAUGCUUAUUUAAACCUAAUAUUUAAAGACGGGGAAGACAGAAAGGAGCCCCGGACUCCUGGAUCCUUCCCUCCACCUCCAAGUUUCAUUCUCCCGCCUGUAGCAGGGAGAAAAACUCCCGUCUUCCCGUCCCCUGGACUGGGAGGGAGUUGGUAAAUACCAAGUAUUACUUCCCGUGACUCCUCCCUGCCUGGCUCCGUGGUGGGCUCUGGGGAGAGCCACAGCGAACCCCUACCCUGAGGGUGCCUACCUCGGGGCCCUUGGAAUCAUCGGGAAGUCUCCCACGUGGGAGAUGAGACAGCCCUGUUUAAUAUUUAAACAGCAGUGUUCCCCAACUGGGUCCUUGCACCCCUGGCUCUGCCUGACUUGGCUGCUUCCCUCGAGUCCCCUUUGCCUCGGGCACGGAGCCCAUCAGAGGCAGCCGAAGCCGGGACGCUUGACCCUGGGGUCCCGCGAAUUCGCUGGGGAAUCGUUUUAAGAUUUUUUUCGGGCACGUUUUGACUCCUUGUGUGGGGAGCCCAGGCGACCAUCAGCGACGCCUCGUUUUUCUGGAUGCGCUAUAGACACCAUCCGUCUAGCGGCGCCUGCCCCACCCCGCCGGGGUCAGGGUCGGGAUUCUGACUCCUUUUCAGGCUGGGCAGUCGUGUCUCUGCCUUGCUGGGUGGGGCUGGGAAUGUGGGAGGGAAAAGAUGAGGGGGCUCGUGUGACGGGGUGUGAGAGGGACGCUCGACUGUUCACCUUCCCCCUCGGCGCCCACUUUCUCAUUGUAGCCAAACUUCACGAUAAUAAAGUGUUUGUCUCCAGUAAAUGUCCUUCCUCCUUCUUGAGUCCAGCUGGUGCCUGGCCAGGGGUCGCGGGCAGGGAGUUGAAUGGAGGGUGAGGCCCGAAGGAGGGGAAGAGGAGGUGCACCCACUGGGUGCAGACACUGGGCCGGGUGCUAGGACACGGCAGUGAACGAGGCAGGCGUGGUCCCUGGCCCCGUGGAGCCACCGCCUAGCAGGGAGGACAGAAGGUAGAGGGGUCACCCGUACCGGGGGAGGAGAGAG
Aethalodelphis obliquidens (Pacific white-sided dolphin) is the source of this 3529-nucleotide messenger RNA. It is a transcript of the gene CSF3, whose product is annotated as colony stimulating factor 3. Bases 1853 to 2440 code for a protein of 195 amino acids. Gene Ontology annotation, cellular component: extracellular region. The transcript is spliced from 5 exons. Gene Ontology annotation, molecular function: granulocyte colony-stimulating factor receptor binding; cytokine activity. NCBI's taxonomy places the organism in Eukaryota, Metazoa, Chordata, Mammalia, Artiodactyla, Delphinidae. Gene Ontology annotation, biological process: positive regulation of myeloid cell differentiation; immune response. The record is from RefSeq and is a predicted model, not a curated record.